CGAGAGCCAGAGACCGGCGCCGCGGGACGGAAGCGAGCGGGCGCGGGCGCCGCGCAGAUGGCCGGGGCGAGCAAGGUCUGAGGCUCCGCUCCCCGAAACGUGACCAUGUGGAUUCAACAGCUUUUAGGACUCAGUUCCAUGUCCAUCCACUGGCCGGGCUGCUCCCUAGGAAGCCAUGCUUGGAUACUUAUAGCCAUGUUUCAGCUCGCCAUGGAUCUGCCCUCGUGUGAGUCCCUGGGCCCGGGCCCCGACUUCCGGCUCCUGCCCCGGCCGCCGCAGCGGCCGCCCCGGCUGUGGAGUUUGAAGAGCGGACAGGCGGCGCGCAUCCCGGUGCCCGUGUGGAGCCCGCGCCCGGCCCGCGUGGAGCGCAGCCACGGGCAGGUGCCGAGCCCGCGCGCCAAACGGGCGCACAGACCCAGGGACCAGGUGGCCGCCCUGGUGCCCAGAGGGGGGCUCGCCAAGCCCCCAGCCGCUGCCAAAUCCAGCCCUUCCCUUCGCUCCUCCUCGACGUCCCCAUCCCCCGCAGUGGGCAGCGGGGCCACCACGGACCAGCAGGCCCUCCUGUGGAGGGAGAAGAGGCACCUGCAGGGGGCCGGCUUCAACAGUUUUGAUUUCCGGGGCAGCAGGCCCACCACAGAGACGGAGUUCAUCGCCUGGGGCCCCACGGGGGAGGAGGAGGCCCCGGAAUCCAACACAUUUCCAGGGCUCUACGGCCCCACCACGGCCUCCAUCCCACAGACACGGAAGACAACUGUGGCCACCACCACCGCCCCCGCCACCACGGCCACCUCCACGACGCUGCAGACUAAGGGGGUCACUGAGCCCCUGGGCCCCAGGAAUAGAAUCCCAGUUGGGGUUAGCACAACGGAGCCUUCCACCAGUCCUAGCAAAGACGAUGGUGAAGACGUCAAGCCCCCACGGAUUCUGGGGGAGACCUCAGGUCUGGCUGUUCAUCAGAUUAUCACCAUCACUGUCUCCCUCAUCAUGGUCAUAGCUGCUCUGAUUACAACUCUUGUCUUAAAAAACUGCUGUGCCCAAAGCGGGAACACGCGUCGGAAGAGCCACCAGCGGAAGAUCAACCAGCAGGAGGAGAGCUGCCAGAACCUGACGGACUUCACCCCUGCCCGGGUGCCCAGCAGCCUGGACAUAUUCACAGCCUAUAAUGAGACCCUCCAGUGCUCCCACGAGUGUGUCCGGGCGUCCGUGCCCGUGUACACCGACGAGACGCUGCACCCGACAGCCGAGUACAAAUCCACGUUUAACGGGAACCGACCCUCUCCUUCUGAUCGGCAUCUUAUUCCUGUGGCCUUUGUGUCUGAGAAAUGGUUUGAAAUCUCCUGCUGACUGGCCGAAGUCUUGUUUACCUCCUGGGGGCAGGGCAGACGCCAUGUGUCUGUUUUAUGGAUUCCGUUGGUGAACCUGUAAAAAAAAUAAAUAAAUAAAAAUUAAAAAAAAAAUUAAAACACACACACACACACACACACACACACACAAAACUUAAAACUAAACUCUCUACGGGGAGGGUCCCCAUACCUACCGCUUCCGUUUGCCGGUGGGACGCUCAAACAGCAGGACGCUAUAGGCCAAAUAUAUUUUUAUAAAAAUGCUCACGCCUAUGGGGGACUGCCUUCUGCCAGAGUUGUCUUUGGAGAGCAGAAAGAAGAAAAGCAAGAAAGAAGCUGGAGACAGAGAAGAAAGGCCAGCAGGAAGCACCUGGAGCCUGGGAUUUGAACUGAUUCUGAACCUUUGCCAAUAAUACCAUUAUGUGCCAUGUACUGACCCGAAGGACUUGGUGACCAAGGCGAAGCCAAGCGAACCACGUGUAGAAAUCUUACCGAAAACAGUGGGUGGGAAUCUUCCAAUAGAGUCGCUAUUUCUGGUUAAUAUACAUAUAUAAAUAUAUAAAUACACACAGACACACACACACACACUUUUUUUGUACUGUAGCAAUUUUUGAAGAUCUUCAAUGUUCCUUUUUAAAAAAAAAAUGUUAUCGGUUACAGAAUCUGAUUUAUUUAACAUGCUUAGUACGAACAGAAUAAACUGGUGUUUUCUACUUUGGCAACAUACCGCGCACACAGGAACACACACGCACACACACACACACAUGCAUAUAUAUGCAUAUAUUGGAAAUGCAGUUCCACGAGUGAGCAUAUUCCUUCUGGUGACCUGGUAUCCCAUGGCCAUCCAUCCCGGGGGACAGCCUGGACCCACGCAAAGAGACCCCUCAAUGACACAUCCUGCAUUCGCUGGUAUCUGGUGAGUGGCACUAAAUGUAUACUUUAUUAUCUUGGGCCAGAAUUAAGAAUGCCAUGGUUUUAUAUACAUACAUAUAUAUAGAGAGAGAGACACAUAAGUACGAUCUUUUUUUUUUUUCAUUUAAUCGUUUGAAGGAGCUACCUAACAGCCAUGCACACAUUUAUAUAGCCGGCUGCUUACAAAUGGGGCUGAGCGUCAGCUUGGGUGGGUGGUGGAUUCUUGACCAUCUUUGUGUUCUACAAGCAUAGACCGAAUUAAAGAAAGUUUUCCAGUUCCAAAAAUUAAAGGAAUAUAUCCUUAUAAUGUGUGUGCGUAUGUCAGAACAGAACUCAAAAAUACACAAGGGCCCCCGUUCGUUUGAGAAUGAGAAAUAAUUCCGCGUGCAAAGGAUCCAGGCUACUCCCACGGGAGCUGUGCCCUAUAGUGGGUUCCACAUUUGUCUCACACACGUUGCUGGACAAGUCGCUGCUCUUUCUAGAACCCAAGCCUGGCUUUGAAUCUUGGUGGGGACUGUAGCAAAGAUGCUGUCUCUCGCUGGUGCUGGUUGGUCAACAUCUGUGUUUUUGCCAUCAAGAAUCCUACAGUGGGGUUUUCCGGUGGAAAUAGGGGCUCGAGGCUGAAGCCUCGGGACAGGAAAUCCCAACCACACAUACUUCAUUAGAAAUGCUGCCAUGUCUGGGGCGGGCAGUUCCCUCCCAAUCCCGGCCACAUUAUGGCGCCCUGGUGCCCCAUCCUGCCGUGUAUAGGGGGCACUGUGAGGGAUGAGAGGCUCGUCGGACGCUGUUUUCUCCUCACAGGGAUCCCAGAUUAGGUGCUUGUGGCCUGCCUUCUAUGAAUGGCCCACGUGUGACUUUGAUUUCACCAGGAGGGUGUGGGAGCCCAUCUCGUGAAAUGCCCUGCAGACCAUGUCAAAAGGUUGAAGGUCGGGUGGGCAGCAAACCUUGUGCCCACUGACUGGCCAGGUUGGUGACCUCUUUCUUCCAUCGGGCUCAGUCUCCCUCUACAACACCUUUAAAACAUAGUUCUGCGCCUCUUGGGAUCUGGGAGACCAAAGCGAUGCCAGGGAAGGAAGAAACUGUAGUGCUAGGUCUGUGUUGUUUGGAAUUGCUCACCACAUGAGAAAGUCCGAUUUUUGGUUUGGGUUUUGGUUUUGUCAUUUCCCCCCCCCAAAGCUUCGGCACGUGUAGAGACUGCACACGCCUGCCACUGGCGUUGCCAGGUUCCUGGGGCUCACCUGCAUGGCGCUGGAAGGCACACUUCUCUCCGCCCAUCACCCCGCUCAUCCAUCUCAUUACCUUAGUGUUUUUGGAGGUGGCGCGGGGGCCUUCCUGACUCAGGUGGGCACAGCUUGGUGAGUGCAAGGCAAGGGCUGUCCAUGCCCGCCAGGGCAACGGAAGCUACUCUCUGCUCUCCGACACCCUGAGCUCCAGGGAGCCCGAGUGAGAAGGAGGUGAUGGCAGGGGGCCUAUUUGCUCACCGACAGCAGGAACCCGGGAUUCCUGAUGAUGCCACAAUUUGGCAUCCACCCCUCCCAUCCGACUGCUGCUCAGCCCCUUCCUCGGACCUCGGGCUGCACUCCCUACACCUGAACUCUUUCCAGAGCACCAUGUGAUGCUGAGCUUUCGAAGGAAGCUUAAAAUAACAGAGCCCCCCAGACACACACAGAGCCCCGCUGGGCAUGUGCUCAGGGCAGGGCCGGGCGCCACACACGUUUGCACGUUCCCCACCAGGAAGUCUGCUCUGAGCUGAGAUCUGUCAAGACAAAUCCACCUCGGGGAAGGCUACUGUUUCAGGAUGAUUGAGGGAACGUGUGUAGGGAUUUUAGCUUUUAAACUGUCACCUGGAAACGUGGAAGCAUCAUCUCUGUACAGGGGAUGAUAAAGGAAAGCGAGCAGGCUUAGGAAUUCAGUUCUGCCCGUGACAACGUCUAUAAGGUGAGACUGGGCAGGCGUUUCCGGAGUGAGGCCCUGGGCACGCAGGUCCGGGCAUUCUGUGUGUCCAUGUGGAGGCUGUGUCCCGGCCAUCUGUCCGCAGUCCGGGGCCACGCUCUGCUUUGGCCUCUGCUCUCCUCAGCCUCCCUCCAUCUGCCGGGUCCUCACGUUUGCUGUAGAUUUUUUUGGCCCUCAACAGAAGCACUCAGAGGAAGAGCAUUAUAGUUUGGUAAGUCCCCCAAUUUUUGUCCACCUCCAUCUCAUCCCUUCAGUGACUGAAAUCCAUGGUUGUGGCCCCUGCCACACACAGACCACUGCCCAUCUUCUACCGUGAAAACUUUUGGAACAAUUAGGCUGGGUGUUGGGGACUCUGCUGUCCAGCCCAGCCUCUUUCUAGGCUUAAUUACUUCUAAUCUUUGUGCAUUUGUCAUUUUUAUCUGGUUGAAAUAAUGGGUGUAAUUACUCUGUUGACAAGUUCUGAGUGCCUAGGGGAAGGGGCUCCAGGCUCGGCCGGGAAGUCUUCCUGGGCAUUCCCCACUGGGCUCGGCUUCCAGCAGCAUCCAGGGCAAAGCCGGGCCGUGUGCCCACCGCAUCUUCCUCCUCGGUUGCAGCCUGCUCACACUCAGUGUGGAAGUGUGGGGACCCCUCGGGCAUGUUGGAGGGCUGUUAGUCUCCAUAGUCGGUGUCCUUCCUGUGUGGGAAGUAAACACCUCUUAGGAAGCCUUGGUUUCUCCCAAGUAUUUCUGGUCCUUCCCCAUCCUGAGUUGGGUGGACAUCUCUUGCUGCAUUUGACUAGAUGUUUAUCUCAGCCCUCCAUGUAGAUGUUUAUCUCAGUUCUUCAUGGAGCAUUUGAAACUCAGAAGCCUGGACUUAUCAGCAAAUCCCACCAACUCUGAAUUUGACCCCUAGGAAUUCAGUAGUUACCCCAUGACCUUGACGUCUUUGAGCACUCUUCCUUCUCACAGAUACAUUGCUCUUUCUCAGCCACAUUUCAGCCUCAGGCAGAAUCUUCUGUAUAGGCUUUUUAGUCUUCAGGAAUUUUGUGUGAGGAUGUCCAUUCCCAUUUGUCAUAUUAAGAAAAGCACAUAAUGGAGAAUUGACCCUUUUGCCUUGUAAGGUCUCCAUGUGACUCUUACUGCCCAAGGAGUUACUCCACCUUUUUUUUGCUUCUUCUCCCAGAUGGUCCAGUAUCAUCAGCAGCUCAGGAAGCUGGGCUGACCCCAGUCUCUUGGGAGAUAAGACGAGGAGCCAGGGCUGGGACCUGCAGCCCUGUCAGGUCUGGUUGGAUCUUCCCAUGACUUUCAUCUCAGCGCAUGGCUUCAGUACAUACCUUUCUUUGUCCAUACUGUGACACCAUCAUGUCUCAACAGGGAGGUCCCAGCAUGAGUGAGUGUCAGCACUCCCUCGAGGUGUCUGCUCCCCGCCCUGUCUCCACCGAGUCACCCCACACAUCACAGUGGGGAAGGGCGCUGUGGUCAUUCUUCUUUCACUGCAUGAGUCCCUUCAGAAGACACUACUCACAGAUGCAGUUGGAAGAGAAGCGAUUCUUUGUGGCUUGCCAGAACUUGCCAUUCAUCUGCUCAUGCCAAGACUUGAACUCCUGUCACGUUGGCCACAUGGUCCUGCCCUCAUGGGUUUUACUUUCUACUCUAGGAGGAGGCAGAUAAUUAACAUAGAAGCUAAAAACAGUGAUUUCCAGAGAGAGGGAUAAGUGAUAGGAAGAGAAUGGGGCAAAGUGAUGGCAGGAAGAGAAGAGAGGGCUGUCCGCAUCUCCUGGGAACUGUCAGUUGCUCAACGAGGGCUGGCCUGAGGUUGAAGAGAAUAAGGAAGCCUUGCUCCUACCUCCCGGCUGAAAAUGCAGUGCAGUGCCAAGGAGGAGAUGCCCCAGUCAUUACAAACCAUCCACCUUGUUUCCCACCAAACCCCUCGUCAUUCUAGACAGGAGUGGCCCUGCAGGGGAGGCAGGGAGGCGAGGCGAUGAACUUCUCUCUUCCUCGAGUGCUGCCUCUCUCCAUGGACCCCUUCCCGUGCACAUACAUACAUUGUCGAGUCUUAGCUAGGUCAACCAAUUCUCAAGGAAGACUUGGGAAUCCAAGGACAGAGACACAGCCCACAGGGCCCUGGGAGCCCCAGGGAGAGUCAUCCCUCCUGGUAAAGAAGAGAAGGCAGCUGCCUUUUCCAAAGCUCACCCUCAAUACUGAUCACACUUAGCAACGUACUUCUUAAACAACAUCUGCUUUUAAGUAAGCAGAUACUCCAAAACACACCAUGAUUCAUGUAAUUUUGGAAUGGUUAUUUUGGUGCAGUUUGUCAAUUUGCUAUGCCAUACUGUUUUUUGAUCGUUUGUUUGUUUUCCAAUGUAAAUAGCACAGCCCACAUAAAUGAGCAAAAUUCUCACCAUCUGAGUUUUUGAUUAUUCUUCCUGACUUAUUUUACAUCGAUGUGCUUCCGGCUAUGAAGACAAACUUGCUCUUCAUCCCCUGCUCUGAGCCAAGAUUUGUGUGUUAGUUACACUCAGCACAAUUCGUGGGGUUUUGGCGAGGUCUUAAAUAGCUGUUUGAUAGUUUGAAAUAUGCUACCAGCCCUUCCUUCCGAAAAGUGUGGAGCAUGGUUGUGCAUAGUUUUGCCUUUCUGGGGUUAGCGUUUGCAUUCGGGUGUAAGGAGUGGGUAAAUAGAGGUGUAGGCAAAGAACCAUCAUUGUUUAGAUCACCCCAGCCAUCAAGCCAACAGAAAUAGAUUUCUUUUUGAACUCAAAUGAUUCUAGAAAGAUUUCAACCAGCAAACACAAGAUAGCCAAUUUCUGGAAUUCAGACUGGUCACUGUGUGAGCAGGCAAUCCCUGGCUAGGGAUUCAACUCUGCACAUUCUCCCCUCCACUCCAUUUCGCUUUGGCUGGAGGGGGCUAAACAUAGAGGCUGCAGCAGGAGCUGCAAGAGGACGGAUGCUUGUCAUGGGCUCUUUAAGGGAGUAGUGCACGGACAGCAAGGGCGUGGUGAGGGGCUUCUGUCCAUGGAUUUUCAGACACCAUGCCAGUGACAGGUCUACACCCCACCCUUGUAAGUGCACAGCCCAUGGCCAGUUGUAAAGGCAACUGAAGAGAAUCGUCAACUUGGUUAUAAUGUAUGUCUGUGUUGGAGCUAGAAUGCUAAAACAAAUCUUUUGAGUAGCUCCAUCGUAUGUCCCACUUGAUGGAUUCCUUGCUAAAUGCUCCAAGAGUUAGUGUGCAUAGACUCAAGAGAAUAGUUUUGAAUGAAUCCAUAAAUCUAAGUCAUGUAUGGGACAACCUCAGCUUAAGAGACAUGGUUUAAACUGACCAACCUUGCAUAUCUGGGACGUAUAGGUUUAUGAGAACUUGGGGUUGGGGCAGUUUAAACAGCUAGUGAGUAGGGGGGUGAGGGUCAGUGAAUGUAUAAAUAGUCAUGUUAUCUCUUCUGUGUAGGGUAGAAUCAGAACACACAUAUACCAUGAAUAGUGUAAAUUAAAUAGGUUAAUAUAAUAAGCCUAGAGAGUUGCUAAGACAUCCCCUGGGGCUGAGUUCACUCUUGCUAAUAUCUUGAAUCUCACAGUAAAACAUCUGCUGAGUAAUAUGUGGUGGGAAUGAUGCAGAGGAUCGGAUUGUAGGAAAUUCUGUUUGAAAGUUAAUUAGGUUUGUCCCAAGUGGUCUCUCUCUUAAAAUAGGAUCCCCUGGAGACCUGGAUUUUCACACAAAAUCAACAUGUAAAUAUCUGCAACACCAAAUAACAAAUCCCUACAAGCUUCAUUCUUAUGUGGACAUUAACUCAGCUGAUCACACUGUCUAGAUUUUGUCAAAUUUCUGAAAUUCUGCAAUAAAAUGCUUUAGUGUUGAUGCUUAUAGCUUUUGGGUUGGCAACUGUCCUUCAUUUGUCAGUUCAUCCCAGUCUUGCUGAAUCUGGCAAAUUAUUGCUUCCAGAGAAUCGGGGAGUACUUUAGCCUUGGGAGAAGCAAGAACACUAUGCAGUACUAACAUCUACUUUUGGGCACCAUCGUGUACCAUGAAGACUUGUAGCUACAAAAGUCUAGGAAGGGGGAACCCUCUGAGGGACCCUCGUAUAAUUAUUUCAAAUCAUUAUGCAGGGAACCAUAAAGGCAGACAUAUACCACCCUCCUGGGCCACUGUCCCAUUUCUAAGACAACCAUGUGUCCUUCACUCUGUAACCAUUGCAAGCCAAAAGGGCCAAUUUCAAAGCCAUUGUAACAUCCAACCUCCAUUUCCAAACUCUGAGAGACCAUCAGGAGUAGGCGAGAGGGGCUUUGCUGAAGUCGUAGCUGCUGAAAUCCACGGAAGGGUGUGACAGCAAGCCCAUAGUACUGUUCCUGGCCAGGUUUUGUGAAGCACCACUGCCACCAGAAGGGACCCUCCCCAUCUGCCUCCAAAGUCUAUUUUGGUCUGGGAGCUCCACUCUGCAUUUUCCUGUCUUAUGCAUAUAGAUUUCUAAUAUGUUAUGUGAGGGCUUACAACUUAAGGUCUAUAAAGCAACAGGAGUGUUUUCCUUGAUGAGUUUACAGCAGGAAAACACGAACUUAACAUGGAAUUCCUGGAGAGGACAGGUCUAAGGUGCUCUUAGGUACUACGCCACUUCUGCAUAGAAGCCCAACUGUUCUCCUGGUGAAGGGCAUUAAAGACAGGGAUGGGCAGCUGGUUUUGAAAAGUCAGCUGGCAUAGCAGAUCCCACAUUUGGUCACACACUCCUUGAACUGAACUGUCAUGACCUACAGACACUUUAAAAAAAUAGGCCUUUUGUUUGCUUUUCACUGCAUUUGGAUUGCUUCCUCAGAAGGGUGAAAGGUCCUUAACAAAGUUGGUCCUCAGUCAGCUGACCAGAGAAUAGAUCCUUAAAGAUGAAUUCCCAGCCCAAGAUGACAUGGAAUGGCUUGAGGUUCAGCGAAUGUUUCAGAGACACGCCCCACCCCGUGUUUGUUCUGCUCGGUGGGAAGACAGAACAACAUCCAUGGUAUCCGUUGCUCCCUGAAACCCUCACCAGUCAUGGUGAAAGGGACAUGUGGGAACUUGUGAAGUUUUGGAAUGAAAAAGAGAUUUGGGGGAAACAUGUGACCAGCUUUGGGCUGCAGGUAAUUGUUUUCUUAAAGACUAGAGUUUUGUUUUGUUUUCCCUUUCUUCUGGCAGCCCUGUUUGGAUCAUUUCCUUCUCCCACCUUCCCUGCAAAAGCAAGAUGGCGGGUGCUGGAGCCCAGAACUCGGUUACCCUUCAGUUAAAAUGACUCAAAUGAAUAGCAGAACAGUAACAACAAAGCCUUCCCUGAGCUUUAACAGCCUCAACUUGUCAUUUAAGUUGUUUAAGUUUACUUAACUUUGGAUUGAGGUAUGGAUCAGCAAGAGAUUAAGUCUCCCUACACAUGUUAUUGAUCAGGACUCUUCUCAAACACGAGUUAGACCCAGAAGUGUUAAACUGGACAUGGGAGGAAGCAUGGAUCAUAUUUUUAAAUUAUUUUUACAUUUUUUUUUCCCAGAAGGAGUAAAUGUUUACUGCAAAACAUUUAGAAACUAUCAAUAACCAAAAGGAAGGGAAAUAUCUGAAACCCUUCAACUGUUGUUUCAUUUAAUGGGAAACAGUUUGUUCAACGCUGAACCGGUGGGGACCAGUGGCAGAGAUCUGUCCACGGUUGCACAGUCGAGUCAACAAAUCUGGCUCCUAUAUAUGUUUUAUACAAAAAAAUCGAAUUAGCUUUUGAAUGCCUCUUUGCCGGUUUAACUUGUCACUGACUAAACUCACCAUCGAUCAUUAGAAUGCCACUAGGAAAGGAAAAGGCAGUCAACCAUUUGGAUGUUUUGCUUUCAAGUCAUUGGGCACACCUGGGCAUUAGGGUGGCGUAAAACAGAAUACCCAGAGAAACAUCCAGAUUAUUGGCUGGAUUUUUCACAUGGGGCAUCUAUGUGACACACGUCUGGGAAACAGAGGGAUCCAUUUCCAUUUCCCACAUUCCUAGUGCAUCUGAAUAACACUUGAAUUUGCCAGGUCUAGUUACAUACGUUUAAAGAUGGGCCCAUCUCUCUCCUCCUCCUCCCCAGCUCACCCAUGGAACUGGAAAAUCCACAGACCAUGAACCUGAACCACAGGACGAGAAAUUAAAUGCUGAUGGCCACAGUGGCCUAUUUUCACAGGUUUUAAGUUAAAUGUUGUAGAACUUUAUUUUUCCCCCUUUCCUCAUGUAUAGUAAAUCUGGGUUUAUUUUGAUUUUCCUAAAUUAUUUUCUGAUACAAUAAACUGUUAACUGUUUAUUUAUACUUUUACAUGGAGCACUUGUUAUUUUUCAACAGCAAAACAGAAGCAUCUCUGUUUAAGUGUUAUACAUAUAUCUAUACCACAGCUGUCCUUAUAGACAUAUUUAUAUGCCAUCUUCUUGAAAGUUAAACUAUUGUAGUUUACUGUUGUGUUUUUCUUUAAAUGCAUACCAUAAUCAUGUUAAUAAACAGAAAUGACAUGAUAUAUUUGAGUGGGGGUGGGGGGCUGGGUGUGAUUUCCAUACAGGUGAACUUUUAUUCUAGAUUUUUUUAAGUUGUUUCUGUAUCUCAAAGCUAUGUAUUUGGAAAACAUUGUACAUGCAACACCUAUAUUAACUUUCCUGUGUAUAUUUAGUACUCUGAUGU
Molecule: messenger RNA, 10816 nt
Organism: Zalophus californianus (California sea lion)
Lineage: Eukaryota; Metazoa; Chordata; Mammalia; Carnivora; Otariidae
Gene: AJAP1
Product: adherens junctions associated protein 1
Exons: 6
Coding region: 106-1344 (412 amino acids)
Cellular component (GO): adherens junction; cytoplasmic side of plasma membrane; cell-cell contact zone
Molecular function (GO): beta-catenin binding
Source: RefSeq, a predicted model, not a curated record